Haemonchus placei is the source of this 507-nucleotide messenger RNA. The record is from the annotation of a GenBank genome assembly. Lineage: Eukaryota; Metazoa; Nematoda; Chromadorea; Rhabditida; Trichostrongylidae.
AUGUUUUUGAAACAUAAGUACCGAAUAAGGAGUAAAGUAGAAUUUCUUACACAAAGCUCAGAUACGGUAGCCCGAUGUACUGUAGCUUUGAGGAAUCCCUAUUCGGAUACGUACAACGUGCCCCACUUCGACAAGAACGCCAGUGAUUACGGUCGACCACCUCCAGGCAGCAAAACAGAGGCACGAGGCAUUCGGGCUGGGGUUCAUGUUUGUCGAGAAAUCCUAUUCCUUUGCGAAAUCAUCAAUGAAAACGCUGAAGGUGAAGAACCACAUAAAUGGAUCAAAUUCGGGAAGCUCUUCUAUGUAUACGCGUUUUAUUCAGACAAGUUAGUCGGUAUGUUGAUACGAGCAAGAAAAUACGGUCUGGUGGACUUUGAAGGAGAAAUGCUCUACCAAAAACAAGAUGACGAAAAAAUCGUGACGAUGAUGAUGCCAAUCGCCGAGAUUCGCACCCGAAUGCAAGCAUCUGGUGACCCAAAAAACUGUGUUGUCUUAGUAGACAAAUAA